Messenger RNA from Pseudopipra pipra, 2739 nucleotides. RefSeq names its product zinc finger protein 271-like. NCBI's taxonomy places the organism in Eukaryota, Metazoa, Chordata, Aves, Passeriformes, Pipridae. The transcript has 5 exons. Gene Ontology annotation, molecular function: DNA-binding transcription repressor activity, RNA polymerase II-specific. The record is from RefSeq and is a predicted model, not a curated record. Gene Ontology annotation, biological process: negative regulation of transcription by RNA polymerase II. Bases 64 to 2724 code for a protein of 886 amino acids.
GGCAGGUGAGGAGGAAGUCAGUGUCCCUUUGGGCGGGUGUUGUGCUGGCUCUGUCAGCCGAGCAUGGCCCCGGCUGCAGGACAACCCCGCUGGCGCCGCCGUUCUGCUGGGGCCGGAGUUGGGGGGAUGUCCUUGGCCUUCCCUGUGGGCCGGAGGCAAAUCCCCUGCCUGUCCUUCUUGCUUCCUGCCCCAGGCCCCGAGCUGAGGACGGAGAGCCCGGAGGACAAAUCCCCCCAUGAGACCCUGGUGGGAGAGGCCGUUUUGAAGGGCUCCACGGCGCAGGAAGGCAACGGGGAGGAAAAGGGCCGGAGAUCCCCCCGCAGGAGGGGCUCCAAAGCCAGCCCAGGGUGCUCUGAGGAGGAAAGAGCCAGCCUGUGCCGGGAAGGUGGCCAGAGCCUGAGUGGGAGCUCUGACUUGGUGGUCCCUGAGCAGCCUCCCAGCAGAGAGAAACCCUUCAGGUGCUUGGAAUGUGGGAAGAGCUUCAGGCAGAGCACCCACCUGAUCCGACACCAGCACAUCCACACUGGUGAACGGCCCUACACGUGUGGGGAAUGUGGGAAGAGCUUUAGCCGGAGCUGCCACCUGAUCCGACACCAAUGCAUCCACACCAGGAAACAGCCCGGGAAAGCGGAUCUGUCCUUCCCAAAGCUUGGGCAGAUGGAGGAGGAGGCUGCGAGGAAGAGGAAGAUGCCUUGGUCCCCCCAGGCAGGCCCCGAGCUGAGGACGGAGAGCCCGGAGGACAAAUCCCCCCGUGAGACCCUGGUGGGAGAGGCCGUUUUGAAGGGCUCCCCGGUGCAGGAAGGCAGCGGGGAGGAAAAGGGCCGGAGAUCCCCCCACAGGAGGGGCUCCAAAGCCAUCCCAGGGUGCUCUGAGGAGGAAAGAGCCAGCCUGUGCCGGGAAGGUGGUUGGAGCUUGAGCAUGAGCUCCAACAUCAUGGUCCCAAGGCAACCUCCCACUAGAAAGAAACCCUUCAGGUGCUUGGAAUGUGGGAAGAGUUUCAGGAAGAGCUCUCACCUGCUCCGACACCAGCACAUCCACACAGGGAAAUGGCCGUACACGUGUAGGGAAUGUGGGAAGAACUUCAGAGACAGCUCUGAUCUCCUCAGCCACCAGCGCAUCCACACUGGAGAACGGCCUUACAGGUGUGAGGAAUGUGGGAAGAGCUUCAGUGACAGCUCCAACCUCCGCACCCACCAGCACAUCCACACUGGGGAACAACCCUACACGUGUGGGGAAUGUGGGAAGAGCUUCAGGCAGAGCUCCACCCUCCGCUCCCACCAGCGCAUCCACACCGGGGAACGGCCCUACAAGUGCUUGGAAUGUGGGAAGAGGUUUAGCACCAGCUCCAAUCUCUACACACAUGCGCGAACGCACACGGAUGAGAGGCCCUUCCGCUGCACCGACUGCGGGAAGGGCUUCAACCGGAACUGCACCCUCAUCAGGCACCGGCGCAUCCACACCGGAGAGAGGCCCUACAAGUGUGGGGAGUGUGGGAAGAGCUUCGCCCAGAGCUCUACCUUGACCUCACACCAACGGACCCACCACAGGGAGAAGCCCUUCAGGUGCUUGGAAUGUGGGAAGAGCUUCAGGAAGAGCACCCACCUCCUCGCCCACCAGCACAUCCACACUGGAGAACGGCCCUACUCUUGUGGGGAAUGUGGGAAGAGCUUUAGGCAGAGCUCCCACCUCCACACACAUCGGCGCAUCCACACUGGGGAACGGCCCUACUCUUGUGGGGAAUGUGGGAAGAGCUUCAGGGAAAACUCCAAACUCCUCAUCCACCAGCGCAUCCACACUGGAGAACGACCCUACAAGUGUGGGGAAUGUGGGAAGAGCUUCCGCCGGAGCUCCCACCUCCGCACCCACCAGCACAUCCACACCAGGAAGAGGCCCUACAAGUGUGGAGAAUGCGGGAAGAGCUUCAGUGACAGCUCCUAUCUCCCCAUUCACCAACGCAUCCACACCGGGGAACGGCCCUACAAGUGUGGGGAUUGUGGGAAGAGGUUUAGGACCACCUCACAUCUCCUCACACAUGAGCGGACACACACGGAUGAGAGGCCCUUCCGCUGCACCGACUGUGGGAAGGGCUUCAAGUACAACUUUUACCUCGUCACCCACUGCCGCGUCCACACCGGUGAGAGGCCCUACAAGUGUGGGGAGUGUGGGAAGACCUUCCCCCACAGUUCUACCCUAACCAAACACCAACAAACCCAUUGCAGGGAGAAGCCCUUCAGGUGCUUGGAAUGUGGGAAGAGCUUCAGUUGGAGCUCUUACCUCCUCACCCACCAGCACAUCCACACUGGGGAACGGCCUUACCCGUGUGGGGAAUGUGGGAAGAGCUUCAGGACCAGCUCCAACCUGAUCCGACACAAGCGCAUCCACACUGGGGAACAGCCCUACACGUGUGGAGAAUGUGGGAAGAGCUUCAACCGGAGUUCCCACCUCUUCACCCACCAGCACAUCCACACUGGGGAACGGCCCUACACGUGUGGGGAAUGUGGGAAGGGGUUUCAGACCAGCUCAGAUCUCCUGAAGCACAAGGCAACACACACAGGGGAGUGGGCCUUCCACUGCACCUACUGCGGGAAGGGCUUCAACCGGAACUCCACCCUUGUCACCCACCGACACAUCCACACUGGAGAGAGGCCCUACAAGUGUGGGGAGUGUGGGAAGAGCUUUGCCCAGAGGUUUGGCUUGACCUACCACCUAAGGACCCACCAGUAAGGGAAGCCCUACCAG